This is a messenger RNA of Closterium sp. NIES-65, 783 nucleotides long. Lineage: Eukaryota; Viridiplantae; Streptophyta; Zygnematophyceae; Desmidiales; Closteriaceae. The record is from the annotation of a GenBank genome assembly.
AUGGCAGGAACUAUGGUCGCCGUGAGGAUGAUCGCUCACGGCGCGAACGCUCACGUGAGCGCGGGCGGUCGUUGGAGAGGUCACCGCGGAGGCCUGAGUGCUCGCCGCAGAGGCCGGCCUUUCGCGCAGAUCUGGUCCCUCUCGCGCCAGAUCGCCGAGGAGAAGGUGCAGAGCGAGAAGGAAGAGGCGGAUUCGAGUCCCACCGUGACGUGGGGCGCGGCGACGGCGCGCUCGCAUCAGGCCAGCGACAGCAUCGCGAUGGGGGGCACGCUGGCGGCGCGCGCUCGCCAGAUCCGCGGCCGCAGCGUGACGAGAGGCGCGAAGGCGGCUACCGCUCGCCUGAUCCGCGGCCGCUGCAUGAGCAGAGGCGCGGAAGCAGUUACCGCUCGCCAGAUCCGCGACAGCGCCGUGACGGAGAACGCGGAGGCAGUGCGCACUCGCCAGAUCCGCAGAGGUAUCACGGCGGGAGGAGCAAGGGGGGCUCGCGCUCACCAGAUCCGCAUCACUAUCGUGAUGGGAGACGCGAAGGUGGCUAUCGCUCGCCUGACACACGACGGUACCAUGGAGGGAGGUGGGGAGGUGAGGCGUGCUCGCCAGAUUGGCGUCAGCGACACGAGGAAAGCCAGGGAGGCAGAUACCGCUCGCCGUCGCGGCAGCGGAGCAGGGAUGGAAGGCAGGGCGCUGAGUCUCGCUCGCCUGGGCGGUAUCGGCAGCCUGACGAAAGACGUGCCGGAGAAGGAGGACAGGAUCAACGCGGCAGCAGAGUGGGAGGCAGCGGGCUGA